Molecule: messenger RNA, 366 nt
Organism: Argiope bruennichi
Lineage: Eukaryota; Metazoa; Arthropoda; Arachnida; Araneae; Araneidae
Exons: 2
Coding region: 1-366 (121 amino acids)
Source: RefSeq, a predicted model, not a curated record
AUGCAGCGUAUCCAGUCGGCUAUUCGACUGAAAGUGUCCAAUACCUAUUACUGGAGCGAUAGUAUGAUUGUGCUGACAUGGAUUAAAAAAGAGACGCCCCAGUUAAAAACCUUCGUGGCAAACCGUGUAGCCACACUUCAAGACCUUUCGUGUCAGGAGCAGUGGAGACAUGUUUCAUCAGGUGAUAAUCCAGCUGAUCUUAUCAGUCGUGGUGUAAAUCCGUCCAAAAUGCUCAAGAGUAACUUGUGGUGGGAAGGCCCUGCCUUUCUAAAAAACAGUGAGUAUCCGUGCAGAGAAAUUUCUGACACUGUGAUAAAGGACGAUGUAGACUGUGAACUCAAAAAACUUUGUCCAAGUGGAAGGUAG